Molecule: messenger RNA, 712 nt
Organism: Paramecium pentaurelia
Lineage: Eukaryota; Ciliophora; Oligohymenophorea; Peniculida; Parameciidae
Source: the annotation of a GenBank genome assembly
AUGGCAACUUUUAAAACUCUUAUGAAAAUGCCUUAAGCUAAGUUAGCUUCGAAAUGUAUUGCAUUAGAAGAGUUAUUAUAACGUUAUUAUUAAUUUGAAGAGGUUCAUUAUGAUUUACUUAAUAAAUAUUAAUUACUUUAAACUAAAUAUGAGAGAUUGAAUCAAUAAAACAUAUAAUUAAUGCAAAAUUUACAUAUUGAAAGAGAUAACUUUUCAUAAGCUAGUGCUACAAAAAUGAAUUCUUCAAAAAAUUGUGUAUCAAGAAUACUCAAAGAUCCAUUAGAAGAAAUGGAGAAUUUACUAUUAUUGGAAGAAUUAAAAAAUGAAAAUUAAAAAAUAAAGGAAGAACUAUAAAUAAAUAAGGAAGAAUUAAAAAGAUUAUAAUCAAAGUAUAUAAAUAUCUAUCAAGGUUUGAAUAAACAUAAACAGAACUCCUUAGAUCUGCAUCUAUAAAGACAGCCUCUGAUUCUAAAUUGAAUUCAAUUGAUGAGAGAAAUUAUGAUUCAAUUCAAUCAUAUAAAAACGAAAUAAUCAGAUUAAAUAAAAUAGUAAAUAUUUAAUUUUUAUCUAGGUAUCUUCCUUAAGAAUUGAAAUAUCUCAUUACAAAACAAGAGAAUUUGAUGAAGAUUGGUUGAAGAUUUAAUUAAUUAAAUAUUAAAAACAAUCCCAAAUGUCAAAUAACCAUAAUUUCUUAGAUUUUAUUGAAAACUGA